CUAAGUGCUUAAGAAAUCAGCAAUCGAAAAUGGUUCAUCCAACGGCUGAGGCUUUUCCGAAAUGCCACGGCUGGGUUCCUAUUAAUCCCUUCUUAGUCGUAAAAUUUGAUUUAGAUAGAUCCGCAAAAGAACAAAGAUGACCAAUCUGCAAAUACAAACAGAGGAACCCCCUCUGAGUCAAACACCGCUUUUAAUUUCAAUUCAGCAACAACUACAGAACCAGAAUGAGGGAAAUAGUAAUAAUAACAAUAACAAUAAUGUGAAUAAGAAGAACGAAGACGUUCAAGUUGACGCUGACGGAGAGAUUGAGGAGGAUCAGAGUAAAGUGGAGGCGAGCCUGGUGCGGUUGGACCGGUUUCUUACGGUGUUAGGGUUCAACCAGGACUCGCCGUUGAGCUUCGUGGUUUCGUGGAGCGUCUUCGCGGCGGUGGGAGUGGUGGCGCCGCUGCUGGCGCUGUCCAUGUGCGACUGUCCGGAGUGCGACAGGUACGAGAUUCAGAGCUUCGAGAUGGCGAUCGUCGCGUUUCAGGCCAGCCUCGCCGCCGUCUCCUUGCUCUGCCUCUCCCACAACCUCCGCAAGUACGGUCUCCGACGGUUCCUCUUCGUUGACCGCUACUCCGGGAAGAUGCAUUGCUUUCACCGCGACUACGUCGCUCGGAUUUCGGGAUCUAUGCGCAUGCUUUUUCUGUGGGUGUUGCCGUGUUUCAUUCUGAAGACAGUGCGAGAAAUCAUUCGCAUUUUCUAUGUACAACAUGGGUCCUGGUGGCUCUCGCUUGCUAUUUUAUCAGCUUUGAUUAUUUCUUGGACUUAUAUGAGUACAAUCUCUCUGUCAGCCUGCAUUUUGUUUCACUUGGUCUGUAGUUUGCAAGUGAUCCACUUUGAUGAUUAUGGGAAGCUCUUGCAAAGGGAAAGUGAUGUGUUAGUUUUUAUGGAGGAGCACAUUCGGUUGCGCUAUCAUCUCUCCAAAAUAAGUCAUAGGUUCAGAAUCUAUCUUCUUCUAGAGUUCUUGGUCGUCACAGCAAGCCAGGUUGUGACGCUUUUGCAGGUCACUGGAUAUGGUCAAAUGCUUACCUUCAUUAACGGUGGAGAUUUUGCUGUAUCCACACUUGUUCAGGUGGUGGGCAUCAUUAUUUGUCUGCAUGCUGCGACAAGAAUUUCUCACAGAGCUCAAAAUAUUGUUUCCGUUGCAAGCAGGUGGCAUGCAAUGCUAACAUGCACAUCGUCUGAUGCACCCUCUCAAUUGAGAAGCUCAGCUAGUGCAGGGAGCUUGGAGGCUGCAAACCAUUUAAAUGCAAUACAAGUAGACUAUUCUGAAAGUGAUCUAGAGUCAAUGGAUUAUGCUGGAAUGUUUACAAAUACCCAAUGGACUUCCUAUGUGUCUUCACAUCACAAGAGACAAGCUUUUGUGAUGUAUUUGCAGACGAAUCCAGGAGGAAUCACUAUAUUUGGAUGGACAGUCGACCGGUCUCUAGUCAACACAAUAUUUUUCCUUGAAUUAAGUCUGGUUACCUUUGUUCUUGGUCAGACUCUAAUCUAAGGAUAAAAUUUGCACAAUGACACCAAAAAACCCUUGAGCUUUAGGUCUUCUGGGUUAUCACUAUCAUUUUGAUUGAAAGUCCUACACUAGUAUGCCGAGCCAGAAUGUUGCAUGCACACAGUAGCCAUGCAAAGUAGAUAAACAGUGUUUGUUGUCCACACGAGGACUUGACCAGGCACACUACUGUUAAAUGCCUUGGCCUCUUCCCCAAUCCCCAGCAACACAAAUGUCUCCAAAAUUCUUUUCGUCAUUCUGCUUAUCAGCAUACUUAUCUUGGUGGAUCUUGUGACUUCUAAUUUGCACAUUAUGCAAUCAAACAACUUACCUUAAACUCAUACCACCUUAAAGAUACUUGGCAGUUUUCUACCUGCUUGGGCUCCUGGAAGCAGUCUUUCUCA
This is a messenger RNA of Glycine soja, 1935 nucleotides long. RefSeq lists its product as uncharacterized. Lineage: Eukaryota; Viridiplantae; Streptophyta; Magnoliopsida; Fabales; Fabaceae. Bases 137 to 1537 code for a protein of 466 amino acids. The record is from RefSeq and is a predicted model, not a curated record. The transcript has 4 exons.